Cotesia glomerata is the source of this 2729-nucleotide messenger RNA. RefSeq lists its product as uncharacterized. The transcript is spliced from 4 exons. NCBI's taxonomy places the organism in Eukaryota, Metazoa, Arthropoda, Insecta, Hymenoptera, Braconidae. Bases 153 to 2249 code for a protein of 698 amino acids. The record is from RefSeq and is a predicted model, not a curated record.
AUUAGUGGUUAUGUUUAUUGUUGUUUAAAUCACCAAAUACUGAACAAUAUUUUGUUUACAAAAAUGACUAACAAUUAACCACAACUUUUGAUCAUCCACUUACUUGUUGUUUCUACUAUUCAACAAUAUUUUAAUGUUUUAUCUUAUUAACCAUGACGGAAGGAAGUUCAAGAACAAAGCGUAUGGGAACGAGAUUUUUUAAAAAUCCUCCUCAACCUCAUAUGUGCAUACAAGAUUUUUUAAGAGGGUCCGUGCAUCCGUGCUAUAUAAAUGUUUUAUCAUGGGAUAAGAUAGCUAUGGCAAGUUGUCCUUUUGAACGUUUGCCACUCUAUGGUGGUAUGAAAAUAAAUCCACCAAGGACAGAAAAGCCAGAGGUUAAUGUUUUUUUUGUGAUGGCUAAUCCAGAAGUUUUACGAAAAAAAGGCAAAUAUGCUCAUGAUCUGAAGGAACAAUCUAUUUUGAUAGAACUGCUACUUAAUUUUAUCGAGGCUAUGAAUAAUGGAGUAGAAUUUAUGAGACAAUACAAAAUUCUAAAUGAUCGUGAUAUAACUGGUGAAUUAAAAGAAAUAUGGAUGGUUGUACAAAGUGAUAAAGCGCGAGCACAAAGUGAUCCAGUUAGUGAAGAAGUUAAAAGACCAGUUCCGCAAUAUCCACUAUAUUCUGAGCAAGAACAGCAACAACAGCAAAAAAAACAGCAUCAGCAGCAACAAUACCGACCUCCACCACCACAAACUCAGCAUCAAAUUCAGCAGAUACAUCAGACUCAUAGUGAAGAUUCUCAUCAGCAAAUUCAACCUCAACCGCCUCAAUACCACUCAAACUACUCAAUGCAAAGUCGUGGACCUGUAAAAACAUCUGAAAAUUAUGAUUUAGCUUACGUUCGUCAACCUCAAAAUUUACCGAUGCCUCAGAAUGAUCAUAUUUAUCAACCUUGGUCUACGUCAUUGCAAUAUGCUAAUCGAGUUAGAAGAAUGGAACAGAAAAUCAGUUCACGAGAAGCUAGAGAGUUUUUAGCUUCUAAUGUAUCAGUUAAUUCUUCACCUCAACAACAUUCUAUGUCAUAUCCAGCAUCUCAGUAUCAGUAUCAACUCCCACGACAAAUAGGACCAGCGUAUAAUGAACCCAAAGUUCAACCUAAUGCAAGUGCUCUUACCUGCUCUACGAUAACUACGUCUGGUGGUAUAAAUCCUGGCAUUAGUCCCGGCUCUCAAAUGCACUAUGAUCACUAUUAUUUACCUAUGCGUUUACCGGAAAAAAACGUGUGUGUUAAAGUUCAUCGAGUGCAGCAGCCGCAGCAACCGCAAUUACAACUUGCAAAUCCCAUUCAUAUGGCUCCUGUUCCACCUUAUGAACCAAUCGAUCCUUUUUAUGACCCGCAAAUGAAUUCAUCUUUUAAUUGGAGAUCUUAUCCGUCUCAGAAUCACACCACACUGCCGAAAAAUAAUAACAAUAAACGACAAUUUUCCCCUUCACAUACCAGUAAUAAUGGGCCUAAAGAAAAUUCCGAAAAAAGUAAAAUGCCAAUUAAAGUACUACAACGAGAUAAUUCAAACAAUUCUAGUUCAAACGUUGAUUCUAUUAAUUCUGAAAUAUCCAUGGAUAAAUCUGAUCAAGAAUUUGACAAUACAGCUAAUAAAAAGAAAAUUCAAGUUACAGAUUUGGAUGACGAUGAAUUACAAAUUACACCAACUUGUGAUAACUCUGAAGAAAUACAGAAUUUGGAUGAUAUUCAAACUCAAAAAAUAAUACAAGAAAGCAGCUCUAAAAACCAAGUUAGAACAAAAAUCUUGGUACCAAAAAGAAAUAAGAUAUCUAAUGACAGUAAAUCGAUAUUAAAAAAUGGUAACUCGGUUACGAAUGAUAUUGAAAUUGAACAGCCAAGUAAUAUAGAAAAUACAGUGAUUGAAGAAAAAAAUCAGCAAAUAAACAUUUCUGAAUCCGAGCGAAAUGGUUUUAAUAAUGAUAAACCAAUAAAAAGUGAUAGUAAAGUUUCUAAGGUAAUAAAUAAUUGCAGUAGCGCAACGGUAAUAAAUGCCGGUACUUCUGAAGAUAAUAAUGAACACUGCGAGUCUAAAGUUAAUGGACAGGGUUACAAUUUAAACAAAAGUGAUGAACAGGUUUAUCAAGUGUACACAAUACUAAGAAAAUCUGAUGUCGCAUCAACGCAGGAUGGAUUGACAAACGAAAUAACUCAGAUGGCGAUUAAAGAUUGCACGGAAACAAGUGAGAUGGGUGCCGUGCCUUCGUGAUAGUCUACGGUGGAUGUAGUUUUAAGUUAUAUAAUUAAGACAACUUUAAAUGUAAAUAGUUAUAUGGAGAGUUCAGUUGAUAAGCAACUAAAAACAAAUUAGGUUGAUCAAUUUAAAAGACAAUGUAAGCAUAAAAUGUAGAUAACUUUACUCAAAUGUUCUUCCAUAUGAAUUAAGGUAAUGACGAUUAAUUUACAACUCAGAGUAAAGUAAAAAAAUUUUUCGAUCGUAAAGCACUCUCUGAUGCUUCGCAUCAUGAGUCGUACAAAAUCAUAACAAAAAGAAAGUUUGAACAGCAUUGAAUAAUAUAAGGAUGUAAGGAUGUCAUGUAUAGAGUUUUUAUAACCUGAAGUACUAAAAUUGUACAACUUGAUAGCGUAUAGGCUGUGAAAACUUAAAAAUUUUGGUGCAUGUUUCUCUUAUUUGUACGUAAAAAGAGAUCUUGUGGUAAAAUAGUAAACAAACAAACUUAUGAUAAAA